AUGUCAGGUCGGGUCCCAUCUAUCGCCUGCAUAGGCGUAAUUGGCAAACACAACAACCCACUGCACAUAUCACUCUUCCCGGCCGAGGAGAGGGCACCACUAGAGUUCCAGUUUCUUCUUUCCUCAUGUCUGGACAUCUUCGAAGCUCGUCUUCCACACAAAACAGCCGAUCAGGACUUUGGACUUCUUCAAGCCGUCGAUGAGAGGUUAGCAAUGUAUGGCUGGCUCACCAACACUGGAGUCAAGUUCGUCAUUGUUGUCGACAUGGAAGGAAGGCCAGCUACUGCACUCGACAGCAAGACCGCGGCUGCUGUUGGGUUACGAGAUGCGGACAUGAAACCUAAGAUCCGACCUGACCCGGCUCAACAUCGUCUCGCACUACAUUUGCAGAAGCUCUACGACAGGUUAAUUGACUAUGAACCGACUGUAGAUUACUCCAAGAGGCUUCAACAACUUACACGAGCUGUUGAUGCGGGCCAAGAUGCGUCAUCGUCACCGACUGAUACACAUGUCAACCGCUUCGGUAGAAGGGGCGUAUGGACGUCUUUACUUGCGCAAAAAGACCAAAGAGACUCUAAAGCAUUGACGCGCGUCUUGACUAGCCACGAUGAGGCCAUGCAACUGCAGAGUCCCAAGGGCCUCAUGCUCCACGGCGAAGUCGGUACCGGAAAGUCUAUGUUAAUCGAUCUCUUCCAGGAUUGUCUACCAAACCGCAAGAAGCGGCGUUGGCACUUCAAUACCUUCAUGCUCGACACCAUAUCGCGUCUAGAGCAACUACGCAUGUCGAGAUCGCUCGUAGCCGGCCCCGGAGCCACUCACGACGAGUACUCCCUACUUCUCGUAGCACGCGACCUCAUCGAGAAGUCUCCCAUCUUGUUCUUGGACGAAUUUCAACUGCCCGAUCGCGCUGCUAGCAAGAUUUUGUCGAAUCUCAUGACGUCUUUCUUCCAACUUGGUGGCGUGCUCAUUGCAACCAGUAACCGCAUGCCAGAAGAGUUGGCCAAGGCUGCGGGUAUGGAGUUUUCACGGCCAGUCAAUCGCCUUAGUCGCCUGGGAUGGGGUAUGAGCAAGAGUUCGUAUACGAGGAGAGACGAUGGAGCUGGCCAGAUGGGAGAGUUUGCAGCGUUCUUGGAAGUGCUUAGGGCGAGGUGCGAAGUUUGGGAGAUGGAGGGAAAGAAAGAUUAUCGAAAGAUUGAGAGGGAAGAAGAGGUAGGGCGAAGAGACAGUGUGCAGAUGCCAGCAUCCGAAGCUCUCGCCAACGCUGCUUCAACUUCAACGGUCGGAGCAGCGGGUACGACAGAUGUUUCUGACGCACCACAAGAUUCAAUUCCCGAGGCCACAGAAACGUCAUCGUACCUCCCAAAGAACUACCUCAUCCAACCCACCACUACAGAAACAAUGAUAAAAUUUGGCGAAUCCUUCAACUCCCUCGUUGAGCACGCAACCAACAGCGAAUACCCCAUUCCCUGGGAAUCCGCAACGCUCACCGUCUACAACCGGCCCCUCGAGAUCCCUGCCCAGUACAAUGGCGUAGCAUUCUUUACUUUCGCCGAACUCUGCGGCGCAGUUCUAGGUCCAGCAGACUACAUCACCCUAGCAUCUACAUACCACACAUUCAUCGUCAGCGACGUGCCCGUCAUGGGCCUGCUGAUGAAGAGCGAAGCAAGGCGACUUAUCACCUUACUCGACGCCAUGUACGAAGCAAGAUGCAGACUGAUGAUGACGGCAGCCGCAGGUCCGGAUGAAAUCUUCUUCCCCUCUCGACCACCGAAGGCAACAGAAUCAGGACAAGAGACUCUUGACAACGAUGCCGUGUACCCAGAAACGUAUUCAGAAAUCUACCAAGAUCUCAACUCGCCCUUUAGACCAAACAUCUCGUCUUACUCGGGCGACUCGCUGUCCGAGGACGCGCUAGAAGACGAUCCUCCGAACCGGUCCCGACGCGAGGGAACCUCUUUCACGGAUGAGCGGAAAUUCGGUCCUGGAUCUCCCGACUUUGCUAAUAUAGGUGGCUUGACAGGUGAAGACGAGAAGUUUGCUGUAAAGAGGGCGGAGAGUCGGAUUUGGGAAAUGUGUUCGGGCAAGUGGUGGGAUCGCUUUUCUGCUGCAGCUCAAGAGGCGACGCCAUGGUGGAGGCCUCUUCCUCUUGAGUCGAGACAUUGGGAGAGGAUUUCUGUUACGUCUAGGCCUUCUUCCUUGACUUCAGCGCCGUCGCCAGAGUCGCUCCCGCCUAAUAUAAAGAUUCUGUCCAAGGAUGAGGUUGAAAAGGAUCGUCAGAAAGAGAUGGAGGACAUGUUCAAACAUGGGGCAAGUCCCUUCCGCACGCACCCUGAUGCGCCGCCAAAGUUUAGCUGGACGCAUGCUUGGGGUAUGAUGACUUGGGGGAAGAAGGCUGGGGCCUGGGGGAAGGGUGUGGAGGGUUUGAAGGAGAGAAAGGAUGGUGAAGAAGGUGAUGAAGACGGAAAGGGUGGUAGGGAAGAGAAGAAGUGA
This is a messenger RNA of Alternaria atra, 2490 nucleotides long. RefSeq lists its product as uncharacterized. Gene Ontology annotation, biological process: endoplasmic reticulum to Golgi vesicle-mediated transport. Gene Ontology annotation, cellular component: mitochondrion; cytoplasm. NCBI's taxonomy places the organism in Eukaryota, Fungi, Ascomycota, Dothideomycetes, Pleosporales, Pleosporaceae. The transcript has 5 exons. Gene Ontology annotation, molecular function: ATP binding; ATP hydrolysis activity. The record is from RefSeq and is a predicted model, not a curated record. Bases 1 to 2490 code for a protein of 829 amino acids.